CAGGCUUUGAACAGCCUCUCGUCGAUAAACGCAUCAAUGACAAUGGCGCCCUUGAAGCUGGAGUUUAUCUCGAGCUAGAAGAAAAUGCUAGGAGGCCACUUGUAAUUGUUCCAUGCAAUGCCCAGGUUCAUUGCUGCAAACAUUUGGCAGUCAAUUGGAGAGUGGCAUACAUGGUGAAUCGCACAGAGGAGUUGCCAUGCGCGCCGACGCUGUAGCGAGGGGCUUCGAAGCGGCCUCCAAAAGCGCGCAUGACUUUAGCAGCAGUUUUGGAAGGCAGUCCAGCGUGUUUUCAUCCUGCCGCUGGAGUUACUUAUCUUCUCGACCUGCUGGCAAGCAGACAGAGAGAGUACGAAGUGUGCACACACAGUCGGGGCGCACAAAUGAAAGGCACCAAGCGCCCAUGUUCGACGUGUCCCCAAAAGUGGUGACCGCGAAGAAGGCAGCAAAAGAAGUGAACACUGAAGACACUAGUCACCAGAGAAUUGCAAAUGGGGGGGCCAAAAAGGUUGCUCGUGCCCCACUUGCCCCUAGGAGUGGGGAAAAAACUGCGCCAAAUGCGAACGGAAGAAAGCGCAGCACAUCACCUUUUGCCAAGCUGGGGCCCCUGUUAGGGGAGGAGGCAAAGUUAGAAAACUCUGAGGGGACGGCAAAGAGGGCAUACGGGCGUGGUCAAGGGGCGAAGGCACCGGAGCAAAGUACAGGGGAGCAGCAUGAAAGGAGCGGACAAAUGAAGGGUGGCAAACUAAGCGGAAAGCAGGAUCUUGGUUACAGGACAGAUUCUGAUGCGGUGGCUGAGAAGCUUGGAGGGGCCUCUCAAAAAGAGAGCCAAGCCUCUUCAGCGGAAUGGGAGAGGGGGGCUAGCAGCGGCCCAAUGGACGGGGUCCCGUCCUCGUCUGGGCGCUCAGCUGAAUUUGUAGGUCGAAAAGCGCACCUCCGUAAAGCAGUCAGCAAUGCGGAGCCAGCCAUAGGCAUGCCUUUUGAGCCAAAAAACGACUUUUUGCAAGCAGAAAGGGAUAAAGUUAUCGAAAGCAGUGUUUGUAGAAAAGCUACAUCUCAGCGGGGGGCCCCACUGGGGCCGAGGAGCAUCGAACUGCGUUCCGACGACCCUGAAAGCGGGUCAGUGACGUCAGCGGAUGAUGAGGAGUCGGACCCCCUAGACUGGUUUGACGUUGGAAGCCUGAGUGACUCCGAGACGCCAGACGAAGAUAUUCCCUUCUCCCCCCCUCCUAAGAAGCUCGGGUCUCCACCCCCCUCCAGCGAAAUUAUCGCAGAUCUCGAUCCCGAUGCCCCAAUCCUCCAGCCCCAGCGACAACAGCCCCCUCCACGUCAGCGCCUCGUCAGCCCCGCUCGACAGACCGCUGACGUCAGCGCCCGCCGGGGGGCGACACGUGUUGCCACCUCCCGCAUCCUUGAAGCCUCGGACUUUGCCGAGAGGACAUCGGUGGACCUUCUUCAUUGGGGCGGGGAUGCUGACGUGGCACCAGCGGUGCCGAUUUACAGUAAGCAGCGGGGGGGAGAAAGGGGGGCGCAGCGACCCCCCUGGAAGCGCGAACGGCACAAGGCGAAGACGCAUGAGGAUCAUCGAAGGAGGGCGCUAGAAAGGAAGAGCCAGCUGGCAUUGGCGGGGCUGCCGCUGCAUCUAGAGGCGGACGACAAUGAAGAGGAUCUGGAAUUGGAAACCGAGGCGAAAGCCGAGCCGAAGAGCGAGCCCCAGAGCUACUCCGGCAGGCGGUGUGAGGUGUGCCGGCGGCUCAAGAAAGGCGGGUGCGGGACGGCCCAUGCGCGGCCGGGGUGCUUGAAGCGACUGCUCCUCUUCCCCCAGGCCGAGGAAGAGGAGGUCGAAGCAUCGACGUCGUUCUCUUUCGAAGACCAGGCCGCAGACGAAGUGUGGCGCUCGCUGGGGCUCCCUGGCGAGACCCGGCUGAUGUGUCGCUACUUGCACAGUUUGGGCCUUGACCGGGCCGAUCUGGCGAAGCUACUCAACAAGACCGCCAGCACGUUUCGUCUGAGCGUCGCGCCAGUGAAAGCGCGCGUCGACUUUUUGAGGUCGAUCGGGGUGGACGGAAACGGCAUCCGUUCCUUGAUCCUGCGACAGCCCAACGUGCUGCGAUUGCGAGUCGACCGGGUCAUGCAGCCAAGGAUUGACUUCCUCAAGCGGCUGGGCGUGCCAGAGGACGGCAUCGCAGACGUCAUCAUGAGGAACCCGUCGCUUCUGUAUGUCAAAGAGGAGACACUGGACUCCAAAGUCAAGUUCUUGACGGAAACGAUCGGCAUACCGCAGUCUAAGGUGGUCGACAUUGCGCGGCGUCACCCUCAAAUUUUCGUGAAGAACAUCGAGGCCGGGUUGCAACCGACAGUGGACUACUUCGUUAAGGAGGUAGGCGUUUCCCGAGACGCAUUUGCGAAAAUGGUGUCGCACCACCCGCAACUGCUGCACUACAGUCUGGCCGACGGCAUCAAGCCGCGGAUUGAGUUCCUUCGAAGCAUCGGGCUCACUCCGGAAGAUACUCUCAUCUGCAUCACCCGCUUUGCUCAGGUUCUGUCGCUCUCGGUCGACACGUGCCUCCGGCCAAAGUACGAAUACCUAGUCACCCACUUGGGGGGAUCCCCAGAGACCAUAGUCAAAUUCCCGGCCUACUUCAGCCUCUCUUUAAAUCUGCGCAUAAUUCCCCGGUAUAAGUUUCUGAGAGAGCUGGCCCCCGGAGAGCCCUUCCCGACCUCCCUUUUCAUGCGAUUCCUCCGCUUGAAGGAAGACCAGUUCGUUUCGGCGGUGGGCAUGACUGCGCGCAAGCAGGGGCUGAGACAAGUAACGGUCAGCGAGCAACAUAGACCUCGUUUAGCUUUGACAGGUGGGCACGAUGAUUCAAAUGAGUCAAAUGGUAAAGGAAGGAGAAUCAGAAGAGAGGGCGAGGUACAGAAGCAGGAAGGUGGUUCUUUUGAGUUAAGUGUAGCAGAGCCAAAGGAGGCAAUCGCAGCGGCGACGGCCUUUCAACCCAUAGGAUUAGAAGGGAUGCCGGGUCGCUUCCGGCGUAAUCCCCGGCAGUAGCUUAGUUUCUUGGGUAACGCGCGCGGGUACAAAGGUAAAUAGGCAUAAUUGAAUGGCUUUUGCUUCGGCGCCCAGCCUCGGGGGCUGCGGACAAUUGAGCAGGGCUUGCAGACAACGAAAUUUCGAAUGGUCGCGUGCGCCAUGAUCGGAAGAUCAUAUCCAAC
Klebsormidium nitens is the source of this 3210-nucleotide messenger RNA. NCBI's taxonomy places the organism in Eukaryota, Viridiplantae, Streptophyta, Klebsormidiophyceae, Klebsormidiales, Klebsormidiaceae. The record is from the annotation of a GenBank genome assembly.